CCGUCGGAACCAUCGCUGCACGGGCCAGCACUUGACCGUCUCCUGCCGAUCCUGGGGUCUUUCUACCUGGCAGUCGUACUGCACCAUCGAGAGCAGCUCGCAGGCCGACAGGUCGAUCUUGUGACCUGCCGAGCCGGGCGCCGGCUUGCGCCGCUUGCCCUGGUCCAGCUGGAUCGCGUCGGGCAGGUCUGCGGCCGGGAAGACGGCGCAGGGUGGUGCCAUCUCCUGCCUUGCCCUCCCUGUCUAUGGGUUUGAUCUGGUCAGGAACUUCCGCGUGUGGUCUUGCGGAUGACUGAGUGAGCUCUUGGAUCCGCCUGGUGGCGACGAAUGAGCUGGGUUUCGCUGGGGUUUUCAGUGUCCAGCCAGCAAUGGAGCCGGCCGCUGCGAGACACGUUGGGGCGAGGCUGCUGGCCGAGAUUGAGGAGGAGAGUCUGGAAGAGCUUCUCCAGACGAUCAGGACACAGCUUAGGGCAGAGACAGCUCCCGCCGUCGACACCAAUCCGUCAUCAACUUCCCGUCCGACCACCACAACCACACAACAUGGCGCACACCAGCAGCCCAUACUCUCAUCCCAGCCACAAAUCCCCUUCCCAGCACUUCAGGCUCUGAUAUCACGCCAUCAGAAAGCCACCCAGUCCGCGCCUCCCCCGGUCCUGUCUGUAAGCGGCCGGUACCUUCCACUGAUCUACCACCUCGUCUCGGUCCUCAUCUCGACACCACCCUCCUCCUCCCCAGCUCAUCAACAUGGCCCGAAACCAAAGCGUCACUGCGGUUACACGGUCGUCAUCGUCGAUGCAGAAUGUCGGUUCGACGUGACCCGCCUUGUUCGCUGCAAGACCACGACGACCACUACCGAAAGCAGUACCGCCAAUGAACAUAGCAAUGAUCCUGAUGCCGGUAAUGAUCCUGAUGCAACACCCCAAAACGACGACGGCGACUGCUACUACUACCCAGCAACCCCCUCCGACCUCCGCCACGUCUACAUCUACCGCCCUCCGCACAGCCAGGUCCGCGCCGCCAUCGCCGCCGCGGCCGACUUCAUGCUGUACGGCGACCACGCGAGCCGCGACCGCGAGUGGUGGGGCACCAUUGUCAUCGGGUCCAGCGGCCUGUCUGGGGCGCGCACCGCUCCUCACAGUGCUGCUCCACGGGGAGGACAUGCUUCGGCCGCAGGGGUAACCGCACCAGCACCAGCAACUGUGACUGUGACUGCCGACGUCCUCACGGGUUACAAAGGCUGGCUGCGCGUCGAGCGCGCCGAGCAGGCCCCCGGCUUCCACAUCGGCAUCAGCGCCGAGGAGGCCCUCGCCGACAGGGACCGGCGGGCUGACGCCAUGGCCAAGACCGAGGGCAAGUGGAGGGCGGUCUCGCGCUGGGGCAGCUACGCCUUUGGUUGAAAUCUUGGCGGUGGUGGUGGUGGCGGCGGUAACGUGGAGAGAUAUCUGCGAUGUGAGCUCAA
This is a messenger RNA of Microdochium trichocladiopsis, 1459 nucleotides long. RefSeq lists its product as uncharacterized. The coding region runs from base 369 to 1397 and encodes 342 amino acids. Lineage: Eukaryota; Fungi; Ascomycota; Sordariomycetes; Xylariales; Microdochiaceae. The record is from RefSeq and is a predicted model, not a curated record. The transcript is spliced from 2 exons.